Molecule: messenger RNA, 2083 nt
Organism: Boeremia exigua
Lineage: Eukaryota; Fungi; Ascomycota; Dothideomycetes; Pleosporales; Didymellaceae
Product: Tannase/feruloyl esterase
Exons: 2
Coding region: 358-1986 (542 amino acids)
Source: RefSeq, a predicted model, not a curated record
UGAAAAUUAAGACCCGUUCGUCAGCUCUUGCAAUACAGUCAACAGUAUUGACUCAGGUUCGGACUCGCAAGUCGUUGCUUACGAGUAUUGUACCCUCGCUACGAGUGGAUAGAGCCGCUCGGCGUUUCAUUUCGAUACCAGCCCGGUGCGGGUCAAGAUGUCGUACAAGAAGGCCCCUGACGCCAUGUACAUACUACCCGUAUGUGGGGAAAAGAUAAACCUGCUACUCUAUUUCGGUGAGAUGAGCUACUGAAGGAUCUUCUGGCCAUGACAUGUUAAAGUCUUCAUGGGAACACAAUCUGCCGAGUUCAAUCUUGACUCCUUCUUGCCCUGCCUGUAGGUGUUUUUAUUGACAAGAUGAUGCAAGCUUUGCUCGGAAGUGCUGUGCUCAUUGGAGUUGCACAAGCAUUGAACUACACAUGCACGCCUGCCGCGAUUCAAGCUGCACUACCUGAGGGUGCCAGUGUCAACUUUGCAUACCCUGUUGCAGCAAAUGCAACAUUCGAGGUUCCAAAAAGCGACACGGGCUACCCUAAUAGCCCACCCAAUCUACCAGAGUUGUGCGCCGCAUCAAUUCAGGUCCAGUCAAUUGGCAACAGUACUUUUGCAUUCGGUAUCUUUCUCCCCGAACAAUGGAACGGUCGUUUUCUGGCAGUUGGUAACGGUGGCUUUGCUGGGGGUAUCAACUAUGUUGAUAUGGCAUCUGGUGUACGCUACGGCUUUGCCACCGUUUCGACAGAUACCGGGCACAACUCUACCAGCAGUGAUGGUACGUGGGCGUACAAGCAACCGGAUCGUGUUGAGAACUGGGGUCAUCUUGCUAUGCAUGGCUCCGUUGUUCUUGGAAAGGAGAUCACCGCUGCGUACUACAAGCAAAACGCAUCGUACAGUUAUUACUCUGGAUGCUCCACCGGCGGUCGCCAAGGUCUAAAGGAGGCCGAGUACUAUCCAGAGGACUUCGACGGCAUUGUCGCCGGCGCCCCGGCGUGGUGGACAGCGCAUCUCCAACCCUGGACUGUCCGCAUCGCGCUAUACAACCUUCCCACCACGGCGGACUAUCAUAUACCGGUCGCACUGUUUCCGAUCCUGAACGCCGAGAUUAUCAAGCAGUGUGAUCCUCAAGAUGGUCUGGUCGAUAACAUUGUAUCGGAUCCAUUGGGCUGCAAUUUCCAGCCCAUGACAUUGUUAUGCGGCUCCAACGGUUCGAGUAUCGCCAACGCCACAUCAUGCUUCACUGGCCCUCAGCUCGACACGGUGUUCAACAUCUUCAGCGACUAUAUCGGCGAGAACAACACUGUAUUGUUUCCUGCCUUCUUCCUUGGCAGCGAAGGACAGCCUGCCUUCUUUUCAGGCAACGCACCCAACCUGCUCGGCACAGGGUACGUGCAAAAUUUCCUCGGCAAGGGGCCCGACUGGAAUUUCACGGACUACAAUGACGAUAUCAUCACCCUGUCCGAUGCUAUGAAUCCCGGUAAUGCGACUGUAGGCUUCGAUCUGUCUCGAUUCAACGCUAAAGGCGGCAAAAUUCUCUCAUAUCACGGGAUGGCUGACCCUCUCAUCCCAACCGGCUCAACUCCUUACUACUACGAGCAUCUCACUCGAAACAUGAAGCCAAAAGGUGUCGACGUGGAUGAUUUCUUCAAGUACUUCCUCGUACCUGGCAUGCGCCACUGUUCUGGUACACAAGCCGGCGUGGACGCUCCCUGGUACUUUGCUGGUGGCAAUCAGCAGCCUGUUCUUGCAGGCGAUAUCUACAGCGUUCCCGGCUUCGAAGACGAGGAGCAUGAUGUGCUCAAGGCGAUGAUGGCUUGGGUCGAAGAGGGCAGGGUACCUGAGUACAUGAUUGCCACAAAGUAUGUCAACGACACUACGCACGACGAGGUACUGCGACAGAGGCCAAUCUGCAUUUACCCUAAGCAGGCCAAGUACACUGGCAAGGGAGAUGUUAAUGACGCUGCGAACUGGGAAUGUAAGGGUCUGUACUAGAUGGGUUGGCUAUUUACUGUGCAUCAACUCAAUGCACUCUACACAGUAGGCAUAAUAUUAGGAUACACCCCACCAUCUGUGCCCCACAAUAAUUAUG